Messenger RNA from Rosa rugosa (rugosa rose), 2106 nucleotides. Its product is annotated as WEB family protein At2g38370. The coding region runs from base 226 to 1902 and encodes 558 amino acids. The transcript is spliced from 2 exons. The record is from RefSeq and is a predicted model, not a curated record. NCBI's taxonomy places the organism in Eukaryota, Viridiplantae, Streptophyta, Magnoliopsida, Rosales, Rosaceae.
UCUCUAUCCUGGGCUCUCUAUAGCCGUGCUUCUUGGGUUGUCUCAUCACACUGGUUUCUCUCAACUCCCCAACUGAGUGACCUCAAAAAACCAAAGCCAAACAUCGUUCUUGGGCAGUCAAAACGCUAUCAUUGACCAAAGGCUUCUUGGGUGUGUUAAAGUUUCGGCCUUUGUUUGUUUUCGAUUGUGUUUGGGAUUUCAGUUCAAUUGUCCGAGGGUCCGGAAAUGGAGCCCGAUAAAAGCGGCGUGAAUGGGGGAGUGCCCGGGUCGGGUUUGCGGGCGGAGAUCGACACGUCGGCGCCGUUUGAAUCGGUGAAGGAGGCGGUGAGUCGAUUCGGUGGAGUCGGGUACUGGAAACCCUCAAAUGCUAAUAACAAGUAUUGGGAGCCUGAGCAUGACAUGGAAGAGGUCGACACUGAAAAACUGGAGGAGCAGGCUUUACAGUUGGAGAAAGAUCUCACUUUGAAAGAAAGGGAAACUCUUGAUGUUCUAAUAGAACUGGAACAAACCAAAAAGAUUAUUGAUGAAUUGAAGAAAAGGCUACAGAAAGAAGUAUCUGAAGUGGACCUCGAGACGGAUGUAGGUAAGGACUACAUGACUCCUGUGGUAAAUGAAGCAGAUAAGGAAAACCAUGGGAACAAUGGCAGCCAUUGCAAUGCACGGGAAGGUGUGAGCUCUUGUCCUUCUUCAGCACCAGGUUUAAUCUUAAUGGAAUUGAAACAAGCUAAGGUGAACCUUACCAGGACUACUAGUGAUCUUGCUGACAUUCGGGCUUCCGUUGAAACAUUCAACAAGAAAUUAGAGAAGGAAAGAGUCGCACUUGAGAAGACCCGUGUGAGGUUAACUUCAAAUUCUUUAAAAAUGUUGUCUCUUGAAGAAGAGCUCAACCAGACGAAACAAAAACUACAGUUGGCAAAGGAUGCUGAAUCUAAAGGUGCCCCUGAUAAGUCUUUAGAUAUUUCAAAGGAGCUUCGACGACUGAGUUCUGAGACGGAGCAGUUCAAAAAAAUGGCAGAAGCUGCCAAGUUAGAGGUUUCGAGAGCAACUUCCGAGAUUGAGCAGACGAGAGGUAAGAUAAAGACAGCUGAAAUCAGGUUGGUUGCCGCAAGAAAGAUGAAAGCAGCAGCUAGAGCUGCAGAAGCUUUUGCUCUUGCAGAAAUUAAGGCUCUAUCAAACCAGGAGAAUUCAUCUGGAGAUGCAUUGCAGAAACCUGAAGGAGUAACUCUUUCAUUUGAAGAAUACUCAACCCUAACCCGCAAGGUUCGAGAUGCAGAAGAGCUUUCUAAGAAGAGAGUAAGAGAUGCCAUGAAGCAUGUUGAUGAUGCAAAUGUAUCGAAAACAGAAAUCUUGAAGAAAGUAGAGGAAGCAACCGAGGAAGUCAAAACCAGUAAAAAGGCAUUGGAAGAAGCACUGAACAGAGUGGAGGCUGCAAAUAGGGGCAAGCUGGCAGUGGAAGAAGCUCUUCGCAAAUGGAGAUCCCAGCAUGGUCAAAAAAGACGUUCUUCGGUACACAACUCUACCAAGUUCAAGAAUCCUUGCCCAUCAAAUCAUGCCAGAGAGUUGGAAUUGCGUGACGUAAAUGGUCUGAAUCUAGUUGGUGAUGAAUCAAUGCCGGUUCUGAGGCCAACCUUAUCAAUCGGACAAAUCCUAAGCAGGAAGUUGCUUAUGCCUGAAGAGGAUGAAAUGGAACUGACCGAAAAGACACCUAUAAAACAAAAGGUGUCACUGGGUCAGAUGCUCAGCAAGCAAAACGGUGAUCAACCCUCUUCUAAGAAGUUUGAGAAGGAAAGUGGUCUCAAGAAUUUUUCUGCUAAAAGAAAGAAGUCCGGAUUUGCUCGGUUCUCACUUCUUUUGACAAAGCAAAGCAGGAAGAAGAAGAAGCCAACUCCAGACUUGAAGUAAUUUAUCGUCCAGUCAAUCAGCUGAUCUCAAUCAAGCACUGACAUUUAGUUAUGUAUGCGUAUGCUUGUGUUCCCUCCCCUCUGUCUCCGAUUCUCCUUUCUUUAGAACCUGUUUUUACUUAGGUUGAAAUUGUUUCUCAGACUCAGGUAUCUGUCAAGAAUUUCUGUGUUGUUUGUGAAAAUGUUUCUAUCCUUGUUCGUUCCA